Colletotrichum karsti is the source of this 2577-nucleotide messenger RNA. RefSeq lists its product as uncharacterized. The coding region runs from base 1 to 2577 and encodes 858 amino acids. The record is from RefSeq and is a predicted model, not a curated record. Lineage: Eukaryota; Fungi; Ascomycota; Sordariomycetes; Glomerellales; Glomerellaceae. Gene Ontology annotation, biological process: carbohydrate metabolic process. The transcript has 7 exons. Gene Ontology annotation, molecular function: UDP-glycosyltransferase activity; hexosyltransferase activity.
AUGUCAAAAAGAAACACCCUACAGAUGUUGGAGGACGACGCCGUCCCCCAGGACUACCUCCCAUCCUAUGAGACAGCUGUUAGUGAUGGACUCCGACAACAGAGAAAUAGCGUCAACGCCGACGGAAGAAUCGACGUCAACCUCGACUCUCGACUCGCUACAACACUCGCCCGCUUCGUCCCCGACUUCAAGGACCCCUCCAUCGCCGCGGCAACAGCAGCCCAGGGCCCUCCUCCGGAAUACGUCGAAGCUGCAGCACGAUUCGCCGACAAGAAGAACUUCCCCGUCAAGCUGAACAUCGUGAUUCAAGUUGUAGGGAGUCGCGGAGAUGUCCAACCAUUCAUCGCCCUCGGCAAUGAGCUCCAGACCUACGGCCACCGCGUACGACUCGCAACGCACGACGUCUUCGACUCCUUUGUGCGCAAAGCGAAUCUCGAGUUCUACCCGAUCGGCGGUGACCCUUCCGAGCUGAUGGCAUACAUGGUGAAGAACCCCGGCCUGAUCCCUAGCUUGAAGAGCUUGAAGGGCGGCGAUAUUCAGAAGAAGCGCAAGAUGGUCAAGGAGAUGCUGGAAGGAUGUUGGAGAUCAUGCAUAGAGCCCGACACCCUGACAGGGAAACCGUUCGUGGCUGAUGCCAUUAUCGCCAACCCGCCGAGUUUCGCGCAUGUCCACUGCGCCCAGGCUCUCAGUGUUCCUCUGCACUUGAUGUUCACGAUGCCCUGGAGCAGCACGAGAGCUUUCCCUCAUCCACUGGCCAACCUCAAGUUCGGUGAGAAGGGUGUCGUUGACCAGACCACUGCCAACUUUGUCUCGUACAGCAUCGUCGAGUGGCUAACGUGGCAAGGUCUCGGAGACGUGAUCAACGAAUGGCGGAAGACGAUGGAUCUAGAGGAGGUCCCAUUCUCUGAAGGGCCAGUCCUCGCAGAGGCGCAAAAGAUCCCAUUCACAUACUGCUGGUCUCCAGCACUUGUGCCAAAGCCAGAAGACUGGCCUGCGUACAUUGACGUGUGUGGCUUCUUUUUCCGCGAGCCGCCCCAAUACACCCCUCCACCCGACCUCGCACAGUUCCUCGCGAAGGGACCAACUCCCAUCUACAUCGGAUUUGGAAGCAUUGUCAUUGACCACCCCGAAGAAAUGACGAAGAUUCUGGUCGAGGCCGUGCACUCCGCAGGUGUGCGUGCCAUCAUAUCGAAGGGAUGGAGCAAUCUAGGUGGCAUCGAGUCGGAUGACAUAUUCUUCCUCGGAGAUUGCCCACACGAAUGGCUCUUCGCGAACGUGGCUGCCGUCUUCCACCAUGGCGGUGCCGGAACGACAGCCUGUGGUCUUCUGAACGGCAGACCUACGACAAUCGUGCCUUUCUUCGGCGACCAGCCAUUCUGGGGAGACAUGGUUGCUCUCGCCGGCGCCGGACCGAAGCCAAUCCCGCACAAGGAGCUGAACGUGGAGAACAUGACCGACGCUAUUCGAUUCUGCCUCACCCCAGAGGCAUUGGCGGCUGCCGGCGAGCUUUCCGCCAAGAUGAAGACGGAGAAUGGUGUAGCCACAGCCGCGCAAUCAUUCCAUGCGAACCUGCCCCUGGACGCUCUUCCUUGCGACAUCUUCCCGGAUCAACCCGCGACUUGGGAGUACAAGAGGGGCAAGAAGAGAGUGAAGUUGUCGAAGAAAGCAGCUGGAAUCCUCCUAGACCAUCUCAAGAUCGGACAGAAGAACAUGUCACCACACGACACAAGAAGCAUCAUCAUCGAGAACCGAAGAUGGGAUCCCGUCACCGGCACAACGUCGGCGCUCCUGGGAGUUGCGACCGGUAUGUUCAAGGGUGCUACCGACAUCGUCGUAAAACCCGUGCAGGUAUACAAUGAGCGGUCGAAACAGAACAAACAGAAGGCAGCGGAGAUGGAGGACGCCAUGAGCAGCGGAAGCCGCACCCCUACAGAUGCGUCUAGCCUGGCACCGCCUCAAUCCGAUGCCUUGGAUCGACCACGCAGCGCAGGUAGAGGGAGCACAACCGGAGCUGUCUUCAAGGCAUCUGCUUCGGGUGUUGGCGGCUUCUUUAAGUCGUACGGGAAGUUCUACCUCGACGUGCCACUGGCUGUGACAGAUGGCCUGCGCAAUGCGCCGAAGCUGUACGGCGAGAAAGUUCAGGAGAGGGCUCCGAUUACCGAUUGGAAGACCGGUACUGUGGAGGGCGGCAAACACUUUGUCACUGGUCUCAGCGAGGGCUUCGCCGACCUGUUUGUACAGCCGUACAAGGGAGGACGGGAUGGCGGAGCAGCUGGUGCAGCUUUGGGUGUCGGUAAAGGUGUCUUGAACAUGGCUACCAAGACGGCAUCAGCAACGCUUGGCAUUGUGGCCUAUCCCGGGCAGGGCAUAUACAAGAGCAUCAGGACGGCGGUCAAGUCCAAGACGAGGCAUAGCAUUGCUAGCGCUCGGCUUUUGGAGGGCGAAUAUCUUGCCCGCAAUAACCCUGUUGAGGUCCAGGCAGUGCUGCACAGGUUUGACGAGAUGUGCCGUGUUAGUGAAGACUCGAAGAAGGGUCAUGGCAAAGAUGUGCCUGAGUUGAUGGAGAGGCAGACUUAG